AUGUCGUCCGAACAAGAGACGAAGAGCACCGAAGAAACCCAAAUCGGCGGAAACCUCGACGCUGCUGGCUCUGCUUCAGGCGCGGCCAACCUCGGAGCAAACGCUUCCUCCAAGAAGUCGGAAGAGAGACGAAAGCCCAAGAAGCUCGGCCAGAAAGGUCAAGCAAACGGCGAAGGCGAAGCAGACGGUCAACCGGACGAAUCUCCAACAACACCACAACCCAAGAUGGACUCGCAGGCAGCGUCGUCAGCCCGCUCCGGGUCCCGACGAGGCAGUCGCGGUCGCGGUCGAGACUCGAGUGAGCCCCCCAGUGACGCCGACAGCGCAUAUCGAAGCGACGUCUCUCAGAAAGGCGGACGACGGAACCGAAACCGGAACAGAGGCAAGGCCCAGGCCCAGACACAGGCCCAGACCCAACAACAGCAGGGAGGAAAGGGCGGCGGCCUCCUCGGCGGCGGCGGCGGGCCGCUCGAUGCGGUUGACGAGGUUGGCGACACCGUGAACGGCGUCGUCGACGGCGCCGGAAAUCUCGUCAACGACACUGUCGGCAAGACCUUGAGCAAACCCCACGAGGCCCUCGGAGGUCUGCUCCACAGCAAAGGGGGCAAGGAAGGCGAAGAGGAAGGCGGAGACGAAGGUGAAAAUGAGCAAUUGAGAUUACGACUCGACCUCAACCUCGACAUCGAGGUCCAACUCAAGGCCAAGAUCCAUGGCGAUUUGACUCUGGGCUUAUUGAACUAG
Messenger RNA from Fonsecaea multimorphosa CBS 102226, 741 nucleotides. RefSeq lists its product as uncharacterized. The record is from RefSeq and is a predicted model, not a curated record. Lineage: Eukaryota; Fungi; Ascomycota; Eurotiomycetes; Chaetothyriales; Herpotrichiellaceae. The coding region runs from base 1 to 741 and encodes 246 amino acids. The transcript is spliced from 2 exons.